Molecule: messenger RNA, 3294 nt
Organism: Pomacea canaliculata
Lineage: Eukaryota; Metazoa; Mollusca; Gastropoda; Architaenioglossa; Ampullariidae
Product: protein STPG3-like
Exons: 7
Coding region: 1230-2111 (293 amino acids)
Source: RefSeq, a predicted model, not a curated record
UUGUGCGGCGAUCCAUAUUAUACCGUUUCUUGAGGUCAAUGUUACUAAUGUCUUCGAUGUUUCCUUUGCCUUACCUUGUAAACAGUCUUGUUUUAACAUCAAUAAGAAUAACAAAGUUCGGACCCUGGUUACGCAAAAGCGUGAAUAGAAACAAUAUGGCGGAAAGACUGGAUGAGCGCCACUGACGCGAUUCUUGGACAAAAAUAAGGGAAACAUUGUUUUAGGUCGCAGAAGCAGAUUCAGGCGCCGACUUUUUCAACUGACUCAUGGCCGACGCUGAAGAAACACUAACCUCCCUUGUGAGAGACACAUCCGAACGUUCCGUGUCCCCAGAUGCGACAGACAACGCUGUCACGAUUUUGGGUCAAGAGAUCGUUAACGAUGUAGUUCACGUUGAAGCCGAAGGCAGGAGACGCGAUAGAUGUAAUGAACGGCACAGAAGUAGACAAGAAGAUGAAGUCAACGUGGCGACAACUUCGACGGUAGCCGACGUGGACAGCUUAUUUCCAGUAAAACUCGACAACAACGAUGUGCCGACAGCAUACGAGGAGACCGACACGGCAACUGGCGCUGACCAAAUCAUUUCGGGGAAGGCGGCCAGACAGCACCGCAAACUGUGGAAUCACUAUCACGUCCGACACCAGUCAAAUGAAGCAAAAGAGGCCGGCGACAGCGCCCUCGUGGACGAGGACUCUGCGAACUUAGCAGGUCUGGUAACUCCGUCGCAAGAAGAGAAGGGCGAGGCGCAGGAAAUGGCGGCAGCCGAAAAACCGGAGCUACACAAGCCCGAUAUUGGACAAAAAGAGAAUAUCGGGGACAAUAUCGGACAAGAAGAGGAUAUUGGGGACAAUAUCGGACAAGAAGAAAUACCUACGGAGAGCCCGCACACCGGAAACGACAUCAUCAAGACGGAGCUUGAUGUCAGACCCAAGGAGAUGCCUGCGGAGAAACCCGAGACCGGAAAUGACGUCACCACAACCCAGGAAAAGGAGGAGGAGGCUGCACUGGUGCUGGGCGAGGUUGACAUUCAAGGCGAAGCAAGUGGUCCUAUGCUCGACCCGCCCACUACUCCGGUCCUGAGCGAGGAGGAGUUGGAGAGCUACGAUGACAUUGCUGCUGAUAUUGCUGCUUCUUCUUUUGAGAACGGUGGCGAGAGGCUGUCUGCCAGGCGCCAGGUUUGACCUUCUGCCAUCGGCUCGGCAGGUUCCGCCUCCCUAUCCGGCGUGGCAAUGAAGCGGUCGAGCGGCGGACGUGUCCUCCCAGCGGCCCCCAACUCCACAACCCCGACCUUGGCGGCGCGCGGCCAGGCGUGCGUGCAGCAGAUGACGUCGUCCAUCACGGAGGCGGUGAAGGGGGAGUCGCUUCUGCCUCUACGUCGACCCGUGAAGCUGCGGCGACCGGCCAAGUACGCCAGCGCCGGCACUACCACCGUGUCGUCCGUGAGAGUAAGGAGGUCUCUUUCUCACGGUCCCAGCCUUUAUUACGAAGAACGAAAAGCCCAGAAAGUGAUCACAUGGUCUGAAGCGACCAAUGCGCGUCCACCGCUAAGGAUUGACAUGGAAGGCCCCACUCCAUGCACAUACUCUCCACGUGUCAAGCCUUUGCAGGAAACCAAUGCUCCUGCCUUCACUUUCGGCUCCAGGUGCCAGCCCGAGAAAGAUGGAGGCUCUCGCACUUCCUGGGCCAAGACAUGGUUCCAGACACCGCAUGUGUGGCUCAACAAAGUGGACUUUGGCAGAGAGGAGCUGUGGCCUUCUCCUGCACAGUAUCACAAGCCUUCGUGCCUGGGACCACGACAACGCACAAUGCCAGAGGCACCCAGCUACACGUUUGGGCACCGUUCUGAAUACUCGAUCGUUAAACAAGGAGCAGGUAAGGAGCCCUCUCCCAAUGAAUACCAGCCACACCUGGCGGACAAGAUUGUCCUGCGCCGUUCUCCGGCCUUCACUCACCAGUUGCGUCGGGAAGGGACUGUACUCUGGGGGGCGAGUGAAAUUACGCCAGGCCCAGCCUUUUACAACCCAGUUGUUCCGAGCAGAGAAGCCCCUGCCUUCACUAUACGAGGAAUUCGCCGGGAAAACACUCACUUGCCGGGCCCCUACAGCCUCUGACAAUGUGUCUACCGAGUGCAAACUCUCCCAUGGAAACUUCUAGAGAUACGAAACGCUUUCCCCAGCAUUAUAAAUUCAGUGUGCGUGCAUGAGUGGGUGAACUUUUAUGCAUGUAUGUGCGUGUGUGCAUGUGUGUGUGUUUGUUGCUGUGUGGUGGAAAUGUAAUUCUGAGAUACCCUGUUCCUUGUAAAUAUGGGUCUAUCGCAGGUUUUUUUUUCAGAAUCAUUGUGCUUUCAUUCGUUUUGUCCUUACCUACCCAUUUCAUAUCCCACCCUGUGGAUUGGUCGGUUAUCUGGGACAUUGUAGCUUAGGGGCGACAUCUUCCACUGGGAUUUGAAUAAUCGCGCCUCACGUAGCACAAAGGUGUUUCACUUUCGUUUAAUCACCGGAGAUACAUUCCAGCAUACAUUGCUGUGGUAUCAUUUGCUCAAAAGUGCUGUGUUUAUUGCAGCUAAUUAGAACUGGAUGCUCAUCAAAGAUGACUGUGAUAGACUAGACUUGUUUAUAUGAUCUGUUGUUCAUGCUAUUGUUUAUUCUGUUUACGGAACUUGUUUAUACAAGUUUGUACAGUAUUUGUAGUUGCCAUUAUUUCGGCUUUCCUGUCAGUGUGCCAUAAUUUCUCCUAAAAUUGUACAGAACUUGUAUUUGCAUUUAGUGUUCUUGUGUGACACUCAAACCCUUUUUUAAUUUUUUUUUUUUUGGAAAAGAAAAAAUUCGACACCGUGCAAACGUUAUAUUAUUAUGACUGCCUGAUGUUGUCUUUAUAUGUUUAUAUUUGUUGUAUCAGCAAAAAUCGGUUUUGCCAAGUCUUUGUACUGCUGCUUCGAUUGCAAACUUUCAAUUUCUGUAAGACGUAUAUUUUCUGAAUGGAAUAUUUUUUCAAGAUCUCAGUUUUUAAAGUGAGAAAAAUGUAAAGACAGUUAUUUUUAUAUUGUGUCAAGGGUCACUCUGUAGUCUAGCUUCCUAUAUUCCUGUUUUGCAAUGAUGGAGUGCUGAGAUAUAAGAAGGCCAUGAUGUUUCUUUUGAAGCAAGUUGAAGUGCUUAACUUAAUAUCUACUUGGUUUGCUGCACUACUAAUAAGUGCACUAUUUUGGUGCAAGUUUAUUUGUGUGAUAUAGUAUUUGUAAUCAGCUUGUAUUCAGGAAUGCAUUGCUGUUAGAAUACAUAAAACUGUUUUGGUAAA